Triticum aestivum (bread wheat) is the source of this 2328-nucleotide messenger RNA. RefSeq names its product B3 domain-containing protein Os03g0620400. Bases 284 to 2062 code for a protein of 592 amino acids. Gene Ontology annotation, molecular function: DNA binding. The record is from RefSeq and is a predicted model, not a curated record. NCBI's taxonomy places the organism in Eukaryota, Viridiplantae, Streptophyta, Magnoliopsida, Poales, Poaceae. The transcript has 8 exons.
UUGGCAAAGCUAGAGGUGGCUCCUCUGUUUGCAUGUGUUUGCAAUAAUAAAGUUACAUAUAUUUUGUGAAUCUCAUUCUACCCAGGAUAUUAUUAGUGCUGUAUCUUAGACUUGCCAGUGCUUCAGGAUCAGCAGAGAAUAUCAUGGCAGAUUUCUCCAGAUUCCCUGCCAGCCCAAGGACAGACAUGAUUACCUUUGGUGUCUUCUUUUGUUUCGGCAAAGAUGCUUCACGAUGCACAAAAUGUAAAAACUACCACUACUUUAUAAGGCCUCUUGUGUACAUAUGUGUAUCAGCAGCGCUGAGCCUUCUUCUCUGAAUCACCAUUGCCUCCUGGAGCUGCUUUGCCACGCUUCCCAGAUGAACAGAUCUUGUUGCUGCUGCAAGAGAUAUGCUGACCAUUUGGAUGGAAGAAUGAAGUGUUUCUGCAGACGCAUGACUGCUAAUUUCAGACAUGGCAUGGCUAUACCGAACAAGUUCAUAGACCAUUUCGGCGGAAAGAUUUCAAGGACCAUCGAACUGGAAUCCCAUAACGGCGGCAUGUACACUGUUGAAGUCUUCGAGCUUAUGAACGAAACGGUCCUCCGACGGCGUGGAUGGGAGGCGUUUGUCGAUGCGCAUUCCAUUGAGGAGAAUGACUCUUUGCUGUUUCGCCACAUUGAGAAGUCACGUUUCGAGGUCCUGGUGCUCGACUCCGAUGACUGUGAGAAAGUGCUUCCCUCUGCUGGCAUCAAAUCUGCUUCUUGUAAUGUUCAAGAAAGCAGGAGCGUGGAUUGUAUUGGUAUAUCAAGCAGUGUGAGUUAUAUUGAUAUAUCAAGCAGCUCGGGUGAUGAUACCACAAGAUCGCCGGGAAGCAAACGGUUUGCUACGUGUGAAAGAGGCGACUCAAGCCAUCCUAGAAAAACUGCCGUAAAUGACUCCUCGUCUGAGGAGGAUUCAGGAGAAGACAGUGACGCUAAGGCAGAGGAACAUUCUGAAGAUGAAUCGUCUUUUGGGCUAGAUGAUGAUUGUCAGACACCUUGCGCAGGGCGCGACUAUGUCUUGUCUCCAAAGGCUCGUCUGUCUGGAGCUCAGGAGGAGAGAGUAACUAGGCUUCUCCAGGCUGUUCGAGCCGAGACUCCCGUGUUCGUGGCCAUCAUGAAAAUGAACACACGGAUCCGUACUACUGUGAUCCCCAAGCUUUUUGCAGAGGAGCACUUCCCGCGUGAGAGCCAGAACCUGACGCUGCAGCGGCCAGGCAAGAGCAAGAAGUGGCACCCCUGGUUGUACAUCAGGAAGAGUCAAUGUGGGCACGUCCUCACCGGGUCUCGCUGGGUAGGCUUCCUCCGUGACAAUGGCGUGCGCGAGGGAGAUCUCUGCGUCUUCCAACCAGUGAAGGGCACUGGCACCAGGAGCAAAUUCACAGUCCAUCUGCUUCACGAGCCCUUGGGUGCAAGUGGAAGUACUGGUCCGAAGAAAAGAGUAGGAAACACAAGGGUGAACUCGGCUGCCCCAGAAAGAUCAACCACUGCUUAUGGUCAUGGUGCAACAGCUAUGGAAAAGGCGGCGCCACCCGCCCCGACAACCCGCCGUGUCAACAAGGAGCAAGAUGAUGGGUGGAACCAUGGUCGUCAGACUCAGAGAGCACGGCAGCUACCAAAGCCGGCGCGUCCCUACAUAUUGUCAUCCACCGCACGCCUGACUGAGGAGCAGGAGAGGGAGGUGGACCGGACAGCUCGCGCCAUCGGGUCUCGUGUUCCCGCCUACGUCUCGGUGAUGAACAGGAGCAGCGUCGGCGUGGGCAACAGGAUCUACAACGUAACCAUUUCCUGUGCGUAUGCUGCCGAGUAUCUUCCACCCGGGGAGCGGGUCGCCGUGACGCUCGUGAGGAGGAAGAAGGCGUGGGAGGUCGAGAUGCGCGCGCGCGGCGGCGGGCGGGCGCUGGCGCAUGGCUGGCGUGGUUUCGCCCGCGACAACCGGCUGCGGGUGCAGGACGUUUGUCUGUUCCAGCCCAUGGAGAAGAACCGCCAGAGCCUUACCAUGACGGUCCACAUCAUCCGUCACAGCGGCAAGCGGAAGCAGUAGUUUCUCUUCUGUUUUAGCGCACCAGGUCGAUUUGCCGCUGGUAGUGGUGCUGGUCUGAAAACUUUGUUGGGGCAGUACUGUAUGUCGGGUACUAUGGCCAGUGGCUACUCUCCAGAACCUGUGUUUAUGAUGGCCAACAAGCUGUCUGCUAUGCAAUUUAUCAAAAAUGUUAGGCCGGGCUUGUCACCUGUGGACCAUUGCGAUUUGCGAGUAGUAACUGAGGUCAAUGCAAAUGUACUAAAUGGGCUUAGGGCGUUUGUGCAUUU